Vittaforma corneae ATCC 50505 is the source of this 549-nucleotide messenger RNA. RefSeq lists its product as uncharacterized. The coding region runs from base 1 to 549 and encodes 182 amino acids. Lineage: Eukaryota; Fungi; Microsporidia; Nosematidae. Gene Ontology annotation, biological process: DNA-templated transcription. Gene Ontology annotation, molecular function: DNA binding; DNA-directed RNA polymerase activity. The transcript has a single exon. The record is from RefSeq and is a predicted model, not a curated record.
AUGCCAAUAAUUGAGGGAAUAGUCAAAAAAAUUACCGUGAAGCAAGUUAAGGGAUUCAAUAAAGCUACGUUUUCUUCAGGCCUCCUCCACUUAGAGGGUUCAGAGUUUCUCAACUUGACGAAUCGCAUAGAGGGAAUUGAUUUGUUGGAGAAAAUUGACUUUUAUCAAUCCCAUACCAAUGACAUACAUGCAGUCUAUAAAACAUUUGGUGUUGAGGCAGCGCGUGAAGUUAUUGUGAAGGAAAUUAUUAAUGUGUUUGAAGUGUACGGCAUUAAUAUCAACAUUAGACACCUUUACCUUGUUUCGGAUUAUAUGACUAAGGAUGGCACUUUCAAGGCGUUCAGCAGGCACUCGUUCUCCAUGGAUGAUUCGUUUGUUCAAAAGAUGAGUUUUGAAAGCUGCUUCGCGAAUUUAAAGAACUCGGCACUUUUCAACCAAAGUGAAAUGGUAGACGGGCCAUCUUCUUGCAUUUUGACUGGCGAUGUCUUAAAGAGCGGAACAGGCUCGUUUGAGCUUUUAUACGAUCUUACACAAUUUGCCGAACCCUAA